AUGGAGAGAAUUCACGGUGCACAAUAUGAAAGCCCUAACUAUGGCAUCAAUCUUAAUUUGUUACGUCUGGAAGGUUCCAUUUCGGAAUAUGAGUUGUCUGGUUAUGUAACAGUGUUGCAGGAGAUUUCGGACAAUCUUAAGAAGGAAAGUGGUAACGUAUAUCCGCCUUUGAGCGGUAGUGUUGACUGGAGUGAUCUGUUAUUAGCUGCCUGUUCAGGUGUCAAGGGUAUGACCAGUUUACGAGCACCUAUUUAUACGGGGAUGUAUCUUAAGUUAUGUGUGGCGGCAACUAAUCAGCUAUCAGUUUCCUCCCAUCCGGAAAGGUCUCCCUACCAUUGUCGUGUGGAGGAUGUACGGAUCGUGGUCAAGGUCGCUGGAGAUAAACGGGCAGCUGUUCCCGAAAAGAUCCUCUAUGACCAUUACGUCGAGGCCCUUAGCCCUUGCCAAUUGGCAUCAUUCGUCUUCAACUUUCAUGCGUUAUCGUCCUGCCAGCUGUGCAUACAUGUCAGUUGCAAACGGAACUUUUUGAUCUACGGACGAAAUGAGAAACGGGAUAUAGAGUUUCGAAGCAUAUAUACCGUCAACUGUGUAGACCCUAUCCUAUUUACACAAAGAAUCAAGUCAAAAACCAUUACACCUAAUGCCAGACUCCGACGAAUGAACGACGACAGGCAGAUUGCUGCCAACCAGCGCAAUACCCAACCCCACCUGGACCUGGCACAGGACCUGACACAGGACCUGGCACAGGACCUGGCACAGGACCUGGCACAGGACCUGGCACAGGACCUGGCACAGGACCUGACACAGGACCUGGCACAGGACCUGACACAGGACCUGGCACAACAGGAUACGGAAUAUUGGACGGAACUGCUUCUAGAAAACAACUGUCAAGGAACACUUCAGAUACAAGAACUACUUUAUGAAAAUGGAGCCAUCUCUCUAAUAAAAACUCCUCCUUUUAUUCUACGGCACCCAGGAUCCAAAACCUCUUUCGUUCAUCCUGCUAUAUUCGAACGAUCCGGCAACCAAAUUUUCCAAACCCUGACGUACUUGUUAAAAUACAGCAUUUGUGGCGUUGCUGAAAUGGGCGCAUUCACCAUCGAACUGCCCAUGCCCACACAUGUGAUAGACAGUUACCUCGAAUCAAGGAUCAAGCCGAAACUAAUUCCGCUUUCAUUACCGAAGGAAACCAGUCUCGGUAUACCAGCUACAAUCGCUUUCAAAAUCGUUCGAAGGCGACAUCCUGUCACAUCCCCACAACCAUCAGCCAAACCUGUGCCGCACGAUAUGCAAAGCAAGCAUGAUAUGCUCGAAGCAGUUUUCAAAGACCCAAGUUUCCUACAAGCAAAUCACGACGCCGGGGAUGACGCCGGGGAUGACGGCGGGGAUGACGGCCAUCGGGAAGAAGACGGAAUAGAAUCGGGCGGCGUUGCACCAGAAGAUUCAGUGGAACUUAAUCUAAACGCGGCCUCAAUGUAUAGGAACGAACUUGGCGGUAAGAAUGAACUUGGCGGUAAGAACGGAACUGCCAACGACCGGAACCAGCCUUUGGAGGAGGUCAUCUUCGUUGAACCUGUACCCAGUUCGCAUCUACAUUUAAUUGGGUCCUUUCCCGUGCGAGCAAGACUGAAUGAACAGCUCCUACUUACUUUUCUACCGAGCAAAACCGGCUGGAAUUUGUUUCCUCAGUUCAAAGUGACACCGUUCGCCGCCUCUCAACAUGACGUUAGGAAUCGCGAAAGCCAUUUGCUUACCAUCGAUAUGAGUUACAAAUGUGUGUGA
Molecule: messenger RNA, 1782 nt
Organism: Gregarina niphandrodes
Lineage: Eukaryota; Apicomplexa; Conoidasida; Eugregarinorida; Gregarinidae
Exons: 2
Coding region: 1-1782 (593 amino acids)
Source: RefSeq, a predicted model, not a curated record